CGGAUAUUGGCAAACUAACAAAGAAACAUGAUUCGGGAAUUUUAUAGCUCCGGGAGUAAAAUACAAGGAACCUUUUAUCAACCAUUUAUAUAUUUGCGUAGUCCUUCAACAGUGCAUGAUGAAUACAAUCUUCAAGCAGGGAUAUUUUUACUUUUUUACCUGGGAUACUUAAAAGGAGGAAGGGUUUGUUAAAAUAAACAUGAUGGAGCUACACGGCAUCACUUUUCUGCUUGUGUUUAGUCAAUUUCUUAUCACAACUCAUCAAUAUGAAAAUCUUGCCGGUAGAAAACCUGUGAAGGUUAGUCAGAGGUACAACAAUGGAUACUUUGGACCAAAUAAAGCUGUUGACGGAGACAGGAGUACUUACCUACUGGACUGCUCACUGACAGCCGCCCGUCAAAGGGAGGCGUGGUUAACGGUGGAUCUAGGAGAGAGGAAACAUAUAGCAUCAAUAUCAAUCCUUCAUGGGGGCUUGGGUCUCAACGCAUCCUCAAUAAAACCAUCUGAUUCUGGUCUCUUUCCUAACCCCCAAGGUGAUGGAGUUGUGUUUGUUUAUAAUCCAAUAAGACAACUUUGUGUAAACAACUUUGAUGAAAAGGAUGCCCAGGUCGUUUGCUUGGUCUGGGGAUUUCUACCAGAUAACCCACUUAUUUUCCCAAUACCCGGAGAAAGAAUAUCGGCCCCAUUUUAUGAAAAUAUCUUGAACUGUGCCGGCAAUGAAGUGAACAUUAAUACAUGUCCAAAAGGAUUUCCCGGCUGUCCAUUAGGAUCAACUCUAGCUUUAAGAUGCAAAAACGGCAGCACACUCUCAGGAUUUUCUGUGUACGUAUCUGAAACAGAAGACUGGAGGACAGGAACUCUCUGUCAUCAACAUGACAUACGACAAAUACCACAAAAUAACAUCAAUAUUGACUGUGUCACUUCCGGGCGCUACGUCACUGUUUACAAUACAAGGAAUAGAACGAUAUACCCAAAUGUAUCCGAAUUUUCAUAUAUUAAUAUAUGUGAAAUCGAAGUUAAAGGAUGUGACCUGGGAUUUUUCGGAGAAAAUUGCACGAGAUGUCCUCAGAACUGUUUAAAUAACACAUGCCACUUUCAGAUAGGAGAAUGUUUUGAGUGUAAGGAUGGAUACAGAGGACAGUAUUGUCAAACAGAAUGUGACCAAGGUUUCUAUGGACGACAAUGUAGUAUGACAUGCAGUGAUUCCUGCUUGGGAAGACUUUGUGAUCCUACAACAGGUCGGUGUAAUAGCUGUAUUGAUGGCAGAUCAGGAUUUUUCUGUGAAACUGAAGUUGGUGCAAGUACAGGUAUAUACAAAUGGACCAUGAUUGCUGUUGGAUUGUUAUCUGUGGUGGUGAUAUUGUUGGUAGUAAUAUUGCUUGUCUGUUAUCUGAAGAAAAAACAACCGUCCUCUAUACCUAACAACAGCCCUGGCUACGAACAAGCCAUAUCAAAAACAGAAAACAACAAAUAUACUGGUAUCCAUGCGGCGAAACCCCCUGAAUAUUUAGAGGUCGAAACGCCUCAUUAUAUGGAGAUAGAAGACUAAGAAAUCAAUACCAAAACAGAGUACCCGUACAUGAAUUUUGAUCAACUAUCAAAUAAUUGAAGGAGGUUAUCUCGGCUAUAUUAUGAUUAUUUUAAGUAAAAUUUAUCAUGUAUAUAUUUUUGUAUUUGCUUCAAAAUGAGUGUUUUACCAAAACAUUUAUUCAGGAUUAUUCACGAGAUUUGUGAUAAAGAAAGCCUCUUUUAUUGCAAAGGUAAUAGUUUAAUUUGAAAAUAAACUAGACGGUAAAAGGAUUCCCAUAUUAUGUU
Molecule: messenger RNA, 1815 nt
Organism: Saccostrea cuccullata (small rock oyster)
Lineage: Eukaryota; Metazoa; Mollusca; Bivalvia; Ostreida; Ostreidae
Exons: 9
Coding region: 200-1549 (449 amino acids)
Cellular component (GO): membrane
Molecular function (GO): scavenger receptor activity
Source: RefSeq, a predicted model, not a curated record